CAUAAACAAAAAUAAAUAAUUAAGUACAAAAAAAUUAAAUUAAAUUAAUAUGACACCAAAAACACACACACACACACACACACACACACACACACACACACACACACACACACAAAUGCAUACACGAACAACGAACAGACCACAGAUACUUCGAUAGUUACACUCAUAAGUUUGGCAGUAAUAUUCGAUCUCUGGCAAAAACAUUUGACAGUCGGCAACAGAAACAAAAACAUUGCAUUAAAAAAAGCGUUCAGUGCAUAGUGCUGCGGAAUGCAGAAAAAACAGCAAAUUGGCGCUCAUAGGAAGAAGAACAAGACCAAAAAUGCAACAGGAGCGUAAUAUGUAAGAAACUGUCCACGCAACCUUUGCUGUCAGACGGUCCAUAAGUGAAAAUCAUCAACAUACCGUAGUAUUACGCGCAACUGAGGAGGACAGGACCAAAAAAUUGAAGAUGUCAAUACAGCUAUGUCAAGCAUUCCCUGUCAACGUGUACAACAGGUUCAAGAAAAUACAUCUGAGACUCCAUAAGACGAUACAGCAUAUAAAAUUCAACAGAACAUGCAAAAAGAACGAUUUAAUUCCAAGCUACAUUAAUGUAAAGGUUAAAAACAGUUCUACAGUGGCACAAAAGUCGAAAUCAUUUGCAGAACGAUAUUGGUUACUACAUGAAAUUAAGAUGCUCUACUCGAAAAAACAUCACCUAAACAUGAUGCUCUAUGAGACUCAUCUAGAAUUGGCAAAAAACGUAGGAAACGCCGCAGUUUUCAUGGCACUAGUAGAAAAAACUGAGCACAACACAUACAUAGCAAUGAAACAUUUACAAAACAAACAUAAACACAAGAUAAUGAAACUAACAGUAAAAAAGACGCAAAAAUACAUUUACAUUUUAAAUGUGAAACCACAUGAACACCAACACUCAUUCCAUCCACGUUUAGUUAACCUAACAGAGACAGAACUACACGAAAACGAAAAAAUGCUCUUGGAAAAAGGUUUGAAACACUGCACCAAUAGCAAGGUGAACAAUCAAUACAUAGAAAAUCUCAUAGUAGAAACCGAACACAUCCUUACACGUGAAGAACAACAAAAUAAUUGUGAAAUAAACAUAGGACUGACAAGAGAACUAGUAAAAGAAGAAAUAAAAGGCAUAAUAAAACAAACACAGCAGACACACAAUAAGAACAACCAAACAGAAGCAGCUACUAUGAAAAGGUUAAAACAAAAGUUAACAAACAACAACGUAUUAAUAACAAGAGCAGACAAGGGAAAUGUAACAGUACUCAUGGAUAAAGAGCAAUACAUCACAAAAACCAAGGAAUACAUAAACACCAACGCAAUACAAAAACUGAAGUCAGAUCCUACUACACGAUUCCAGGCAAAUGUGAAACGAACACUGAAAAACAUUGAACACACACUCACAGACAAACAAAAAUACUACUUAACGCAGAAAAACCCUCAAGCACCAACACUCCGCAGUCAACCAAAAAUACAUAAAGACGGAAUGCCAAUGAGACCUGUUAUCAACUUCAAGAAAGCCCCAACAUACCGCAUAGCCAAACACCUCCAAAAGUUAGUUACAAAACACUAUAAAGUAGAAAACAACAGAACACUGAUAAACACAGGAAACCUAAUAGAAAAUAUACAGAACAUACAGGUACCACACACAGCAUCACUGAUUUCAUUCGAUAUAGAAAAUAUGUAUACCUCCAUCCCUAUCACAGAAACAAUAGAAAUCAUAGAACAAAAUCUCUCAUCCCACAGCAACCUCACCACAGACGCAAUAAAAGAAAUAACAGAUAUGCUCAGACUGACAACUGAACAAAACUACUUUCAGUUUGAGGAAGAAUAUUAUCUACAAACUGAUGGACUGCCCAUGGGAUCCCCAAUAUCAGGAACACUAGCAAACAUUUUCAUCAGUCACCUUGAAAAUCAGAUAUUUGAUAAGAUAACCACAAAUGAAAGUUUCAAAAUCAUAUAUUGGUACAGAUACGUGGAUGACAUUAUUUGUUUGAUAGACGAGCCAAGUGAAAAAAUAGAUGAACUCCAUUCAGAAAUAAACAAAGCUCAUAAGAACAUAAAAUUCACACUUGAAAAAGAAAAAGAAAAUCAAAUAAAUUUUCUUGACAUUACAAUUAAAAAAGAAAAUGGAAAACAUACAUUUAACAUCUUUAGAAAACCAACAGCCACGGACACAAUAAUACAUUCCACAUCCAACCACCCCCAAAGCCAGAAAUUUGCAGCACUAAGACACAUGUUACAUAGAUUAAACAGAUUCCCACUCAGUAAGAGAAACUAUGAACAAGAAAUGAACACGAUCAUACAAAUAGCUAGGAACAACGGGUAUGACACACAUGUGGUACACAGGCUCAAUCAAAAAAUAAAAACACAAAUAAAAAACAAACACAACAUUUCCACAAUACAAAAGAACUCACAAGAUGAAAACUUACAAACACACUCAACAAACACACACAAUGACAACACCACACAGAAAAGAACCAGAUGGUACACCAUGACCUACACACAUAAACUAACACACAGAGUUGCAAACAUCCUAAAGAGACAGGGCUUCAAAAUAGCAUAUAAGCCUGGGCAAACCCUUCAAUCACACCUAAUCACAUUGGAUCGGAUCAAGCCAGUGUUUCCACAGAAUGAAAACGAGAGAAGACAGAAAAAUCAGCAACAAGAGGUGUUCCUGUACCCCAUGAACACCUCUAUGAACUAG
Schistocerca serialis cubense is the source of this 2719-nucleotide messenger RNA. RefSeq lists its product as uncharacterized. Bases 452 to 2719 code for a protein of 755 amino acids. NCBI's taxonomy places the organism in Eukaryota, Metazoa, Arthropoda, Insecta, Orthoptera, Acrididae. The transcript has 3 exons. The record is from RefSeq and is a predicted model, not a curated record.